UGACUUGAAAAUUUUGCAAUUUGUAAUUCGAAAGUUAAAGCCCCUGCAUAACACGGCCAAAUAACACCUCCGAAUUCGUACGUGUCAAAAAAGUCCAAAUAUACUGUCCGAGACUGAACAUCAUGGCACAGCUGGCAAGCCGCUACUCUACUCUUUUAUGCUCAUCAUCAAGAUUGGCUAGCGCGCGCAUUGCCCUUGCUCCGUUAGCUAGCCGGUCAAGAUGGCUGGCAACAGAAUCUGUAUCGUCGUCUCCAACGGCUCCUCCGCCAAGUGACCCCAGAAUUGGCCGCAUAGUAGACGACAUCUCUGGACUAACACUGCUUCAGGCAGCUGAUCUCGUCACGCUCUUGAAGUCACGGCUAAAUAUUCAAGAAAUUGCUAUGCCCGCUGCUUCAGCCGCCGCGCCCACCGCUGCCGCCCCGGCUGAAGAAGCAGCAGUGGAGGAGAAACCAAAGGAGAAGACUAUCUUCAAUUUGAAACUUCAGUCCUUCGAUGCCGCUGCGAAGCCCAAGAUCAUUCGUGAGGUCAAGGCCCUGAUCCCGAACCUUACGCUCAUCGACGCGAAGAAGUUCGUGGAGUCUGUACCACAGGUUCUCAAGGAAAAUAUGCCCAAAGAAGACGCGGACAAACUAAAAGAGGUUCUAGAAAAACUGGGGGCAGUAGUUGUGCUUGAGUAGAUCAUCCAGUCUUGUGUAUAGAGCAUGUUCAGGUUAUAAUCCAUUCACUAUAAUUAAGGAAUAGGGUUGCAGGUGUGUUGCA
Messenger RNA from Suillus subalutaceus, 759 nucleotides. RefSeq names its product ribosomal protein L7/L12 C-terminal domain-containing protein. The coding region runs from base 123 to 677 and encodes 184 amino acids. Gene Ontology annotation, biological process: translation. The record is from RefSeq and is a predicted model, not a curated record. Gene Ontology annotation, molecular function: structural constituent of ribosome. Gene Ontology annotation, cellular component: ribosome. Lineage: Eukaryota; Fungi; Basidiomycota; Agaricomycetes; Boletales; Suillaceae. The transcript has 6 exons.